Laetiporus sulphureus 93-53 is the source of this 1192-nucleotide messenger RNA. RefSeq lists its product as uncharacterized. The transcript is spliced from 23 exons. NCBI's taxonomy places the organism in Eukaryota, Fungi, Basidiomycota, Agaricomycetes, Polyporales, Laetiporaceae. Bases 175 to 1158 code for a protein of 327 amino acids. The record is from RefSeq and is a predicted model, not a curated record.
UGAAGCUAGACUUCGGGGUCAGAAAGUAUAUGGUCGGAUCCUUACCAACCGGAAUCCUGCAGUAGCGCUCAAUCAUACGCCUUGAGACCGGCGGCAUCUGCACCAGCGGAAGUACUUGGCCAAAUCUUCCAGUGAAUCCAACACGAGUCCGUUGAUAAUCGCCGCACAAAUCGAAUGUUCGCAACUGAUUAUGUCCCGUGCAGUAUCAGAUAUAGAUGCAAGAUGGAUCAGUCUCUAGCGUCUGAAGUCAAGCCGACUCUUGGAGCCAUUCUCAUCUCUCUAGUGUUUAGUGCUAUCUUCUUUGGUGUCACUCUCCUCCAAAUGUACCAGUACUACGACCGUUAUUGGAGCGAUAAAUUGUGGUUGAAGACAUUUGUCGCCGUUAUCGGAAUCUUGGAUACUUUACAGCUUAUGACUGUUGUACACUCAAACUGGUGGUAUUUGGUUGAACAUUACGCCGAUGCCUCAGCACUGUCCAUAGUUCCGUGGAGCCUUGCGACUGAGGUCGCCAUUACCGUCUCGAUUGGACUGUUUGUUCAGUGCUUCUUUGCAUCGCGUGUCUAUCGAUUAAGCCGGAAUUGGGCUGUUACCGUUCCGGUGGUCCUUUUGACAGUCACUCAAUUCAUAUUAGGGAUUUACUACGUUGUAACAGGCCAAAAAACUAAGCUUGCCUCCACAAUUGCGGGCAUAACAUGGGCGUCGACCGCUUCUCUGGCAUGCAGCAUAGCCGCAGAUACUUUGAUAACGACAUCAUUAUGCUUUUAUCUCCAGCGAAGCCGCUCGGGACUUCGAAGAACCGACAAGCUAAUCGACAUUCUCAUAGUAUAUACUGUCAACACGGGCUUGAUCACAACCGUACUGGCUCUCUGCACAAUCAUCCUAUCGGAAGUAUUGGCCAAUACCUACUGGGACUGCAUAACAUACUUCAUGAUUAGUAAAUCCUAUGUUAAUUCAACAUUAGCUACGCUCAAUGCGAGAGACAAACUCCGUGUCGCGGUUCUUGAUACCCCUACCAUCCGUCUUAUUCCGCUCCGGCCACUUGAGCAUGCACGAUCUAUGAGUGACAAGGAGUACGUUGCGCAAUCUCACGCCGAGAUUCAAUUCAUUCCAAAUACGCCUAUCAUCAAGAGCAACUUCACGGAGGGCUUUUCCGUGUAGGUGACGAGCAUAGUAAUGUCUUGGUGUUGCAUUA